AAAUCGAUAAAAUACAUCUUGUAUUUGGCUCCAGUGCAGGAGUUUUUGCUUGGAUGCUCAAAUUUCCUAAAUUCGAAAACAGAUUUUCCUUCUCUGGAUUUCACUUUUUCUUUCUAGAUCGAUCUCAGGCUCAGGGCUUCACCUUCGUUUAUCGUCUCGUCGUCGCGUACUGUUGUUACUUUAUCGUCCAUGUUAUCUCUGGUUUUCUUAUCAUCUUGGAGAUUUCAUCUUUCUUUCAGAGUAGGAUCGAGAACUGUUAUUGAGCGGCUUACUUGAAUUCAUGGGUUUAUUUUAAUCACUGUGAUGUGAAUAUGGUUUUUGGAAGUGAGUGUAAGCGAAAAGGAUUAUAAGUUUCAAGCAAUUUUAUCGUAUUCACUUAUUUAUGCUUCAAGGUUGAGGUAGCUUGGAGGAUGAAUAGAAAUAUAGUUUUUGUGCGAUUUGGUGGUAUCUUUUGAUCAUGUUAGAGUUGAUGGAAUGAGAAAGAAUACAAUUUGAAAGAUGGAUGAUGAUAGAGAAAUUGGGAUGUUGCUUCCUGGUUGGAACAAUCCAACUGAGUCUCGCAUUUUUAUUUUAUCUUGCUUUAUUGCUGCUUUAGUUGGUAUUUUGACAAUAGCUUACACGGCUUUCCAAUGGAGAAGAAACAUUAAUCUAAAUUGGAUGAAAGCGAUAGCCAGGUCAAAGAAAAACCCAAAGGCAAGGCACAAGGUUCCUGUAGCUCUUCAUAAUUGGGUUCUUGAAUCUAUAUCUCGUGGAAAGAAUCUAAAUUGCUGUGUCUGCUUAAACUCCAUGACUCCUCAAACUCUUGGUCCUAUGGUGGCAUCAGACAGUUUUAUUCACCAUUGUAGCACUUGUGGUGUAGCAGCACACCUAAGUUGUUCUUCAAGUGCACACAAGGAUUGCAAGUGUGUGUCUAUGGUUGGACUUGAGAAUGUGAUGCACCAAUGGGCUCUUCGAUGGACAGAGAUGACAGACCAACCUGAUGAAACUUCCUUUUGUAGUUCUUGUGAAGAGCCAUGUAGUGGGUCUUUUCUUAGUGGAUCCCCUAUAUGGUGUUGCUUGUGGUGUCAACGACUUCUACAUGUUGAUUGUCACAGUAGCACAUCUAAUGAAACCGGUGAUAUUUGUGAUUUAGGUCCAUUUAGAAGGCUGAUUUUAUCACCGCUUCAUGUUAAGGAAUUGAAUUCAUCAGGCGGAUUUUUGAGUUCUAUCACACAUGGAGCAAAUGAGAUUGCUUCUUCAGUGCGUGCAAGUAUUAGGAGUCAGAGCAAGAAAUACAAGCAUGGUAAUGAAUCCUCUGUUGACACAGGUAAUAGUGGUAGCACUUGUGACCCAUCCACAGAAAGCACAGCUGAUGCUCAUCCUACAGUAAAUGGUUUUCAUGGUGUGGGGGAAAGCUGUAAUGGUAGCUUGAAUGUGGGGAGUCCUCGCCAUGGUGGUAGUGUAGAUAGGAUGGACUCAAAACAUAGUUUUAAAAGAAGUGGCUCGCUUAAUCAGAAGGAUGAGUAUCAGAUAUUAGGAAUGAAACAGAGAUAUGAAAUAAUUGAUUUGCCUCCUGAUGCAAGACCAUUGUUAGUCUUCAUCAACAAGAAGAGUGGGGCUCAGCGUGGAGAUUCCCUCAGGCAGCGAUUGAACUUUCUUUUGAAUCCUGUUCAGGUAUUUGAAUUGAGCUCAACAGAGGGGCCAGAAGUAGGCCUUUAUUUUUUCAGGAAGGUGCCUCACUUCAGAGUUCUUGUAUGUGGUGGAGAUGGUACUGUUGGUUGGGUUUUGAAUGCCAUAGACAAGCAAAAUUUCAUUUCUCCUCCACCUUUAGCUAUUCUUCCUGCUGGAACUGGAAAUGACCUGGCUAGGGUACUAUGCUGGGGAGGUGGUCUGGGCUCAGUUGAGAGACAAGGAGGUCUUUGCACGUUAUUACACCAUAUAGAGCAUGCUGCGGUAACUAUUCUUGAUCGGUGGAAGGUGGCUAUUGUAAAUCACGGAAAGCAACUUCAGUCGCCUAAAUUUAUGAACAACUAUCUUGGAGUUGGGUGUGAUGCAAAAGUUGCACUGGAUAUCCACAAUCUGAGGGAGGAAAAUCCAGAGAAAUUUUAUAACCAGUUUAUGAACAAAGUUCUCUAUGCAAGAGAAGGUGCUAGGAGUAUAAUGGAUAGGACAUUUGCAGACUUUCCAUGGCAAGUUAGAGUGGAAGUGGAUGGUGUCGACAUAGAGGUCCCUGAGGAUGCUGAGGGUGUACUUGUUGCAAACAUUGGAAGCUAUAUGGGUGGUGUAGACCUUUGGCAAAAUGAGGAUGAAUCCUAUGAUAAUUUUGAUCCGCAAUCCAUGCAUGAUAAGAUACUAGAGGUUGUGAGCAUAUCUGGAACAUGGCACCUUGGAAAGCUUCAGGUGGGUCUUUCUCGUGCUCGAAGGCUAGCACAGGGCCAGUCAAUAAAGAUACAGCUUCUUGCUGCAUUGCCUGUACAGAUUGAUGGAGAACCUUGGUUUCAGCAGCCAUGUACUUUGGUUGUAUCCCAUCAUGGACAGGCUUUCAUGUUAAAGAGGGCAGCUGAGGAACCUCUUGGUCAUGCAGCUGCCAUAAUUACUGAUGUACUUGAGAAUGCUGAAACUAACCAUGUAAUUAAUGCUUCACAGAAGAAAGCACUUCUUCAAGAAAUGGCACUUAGGCUGACCUAGAGGUCAUCACUGGCCACCUUGAUAGAUAUUGUGGUUUUGAUCAUCGCUGCCUCAUGAAAAUAUUGCUCGUUUUACAUUGUUGCUUGUAUCUCUUCAUACAAUUGUCAGGUGUUUUGGUGUUUUAGCUGAGGCGAGUCUGUAAAUUCAGUUUACAACUAAUAGUUUUCCCCAUGUUGAAAAUUGGCGGAAAGGGGAAAUUUUGGAUUUGUUGUGAAAGAAAUGUAGAAAUAUGACAGGAAAAAGUUGAUUAGUAUCCCUUGCUUUUGUACCUUCCACUCGAUUCCAUAAGUAGCCUGGUUUUGAGAGUUUAGUGCCA
This is a messenger RNA of Hevea brasiliensis (rubber tree), 2983 nucleotides long. RefSeq names its product diacylglycerol kinase 1-like. The transcript is spliced from 8 exons. Lineage: Eukaryota; Viridiplantae; Streptophyta; Magnoliopsida; Malpighiales; Euphorbiaceae. Gene Ontology annotation, molecular function: ATP-dependent diacylglycerol kinase activity. Bases 499 to 2667 code for a protein of 722 amino acids. The record is from RefSeq and is a predicted model, not a curated record.